Molecule: messenger RNA, 687 nt
Organism: Benincasa hispida (wax gourd)
Lineage: Eukaryota; Viridiplantae; Streptophyta; Magnoliopsida; Cucurbitales; Cucurbitaceae
Source: RefSeq, a predicted model, not a curated record
AUGAAGGAGCACAGAUUAUAUGUUCCUAAUGACGAGGCAUUGAAGAAUGCAGUUUUAGAGAAGGCUCACAGUUCUUCAUAUUCUAUACACCCAGACGAAAUGAAUAAGACAACAAAGUUUUUACCCGUCAAAGCCACUUCUACCCCUGAUCAGCUGGCCAAGACAUAUGUUGACAAAGUUGUAAGCCAGUUUAGGGCUCCGGUAUUGGUUGUAUCAGGCAGGGAUCUGAGGAUCACCUUAAACUACAACUCUUGUAUCAGAAUGGCUCCAUAUGAAGCUUUAUAUGGAAAACCUUGUAGAAUCCCUGUCUGUUGGAAUGAAGUAGAAGAAAGAAAACUAGUAGGGCCAGAGUUAGUACAGAUAACUUCAGACAAUGUUAAGCUAAUAAGAGAAAAUCUGAAAAUGGCUCGAGACAGACAGAAGAGCUAUGCAUAUAAAAGAAGAAGAGAAUUAGAGUUUGAGAUCGGAGAUCGAGUGUUUCUACGGCUAUCUCCGUGGAAGGGGAUACUUAGGUUAGCAGCUUACAUAUUUGCAUUACCUACUGAGUUAUUCAAGAUACAUGAUGUGUUCCAUGUAUCUAUGUUGAAGAAGUAUGUUCCAGAUCCUACUCAAAUGCUCCAAGAUCAACCAGUACAGUUGAAGGAAAAUUUAUCGUACGAAGAGGAACUAAUUCAAAUUCUAGACUAG